AUUAAAUUUUUGAGAUAAAUUUCACUAAUUUUAUAUUUUAUUUGAAAAAGGAUAUUGUCCGUCGAUUUAAAAUCUGUUGAAAGUAAUGUUCAGAGAGAGAGAGAAUUUAAUGAACUGACUGCGUCAGCAUUAUUUUCUAUUCAAGAUUUGACUGUAUCAAGUAUACAGACACAAUUUGUACUGUUAAAUAAAAUAUUAUUUUCUACUGAAAUAAACAGCAAUAUAGUCAAUUUUAAUACAAGUUUAUCUUGUUUUAAUCUACAUUAUCAGCAUGAAGAAUUUAAUUAUUGGUUAGGAUUAAUUCCUAUAUCACAAUCAGUUAGUAAAAAGUCUGAAAAUGUAAUAUCAGUAAAAAGAUCCAGAUUUUCUUAUGAUACAUUAAGAGGUUAUAAAUAUAUUUAUAAAAUGGAAGUGGAAAAUAUUAAUUUAUCAGUAAAGUUACCUUCGUGUUAUCCAAUUGGCUGCGGUGUGAAUCGUGGCAGUGUAACUGUAGAAUAUGAUUUAUGUUCUUUAGAUGAUGACAGAAAUAUCUCCUCAGAUGUUGGUAUUGGAAUCUUAAAUUCUGAAUUAUUACUGGAAGCAUCUUGGUGUAGAAUUGGUGAAGCAAGGGAAAUAUUAAAUGAAGAAAUAUUCAGUGAUCACGUUUGGAAUAGUCCUUUCACAUUAGGAUUAUUAAUUUUAAAAGUUUGGAAUGAUUCUGCAUCUGCAUUUAGCAUUCAAUGCAAAAUGGAGAGAACAAAGCUUGAAUGGUCUCCAUCACUAUCAAAGAACAUUCAAGAAAUAUCUUUAUAUUUUAAAAAGUCAAGCAGUUGUUUAGACAAUAAGAUUAUUCUGAGAGAAAAAGAAAAAAACUCUUCUGCCAUACAUUUUUCUAAUGUAGAACUAAAACUGAAUAGCACUGACAUCUUUGCUGUUAGUAAUGCUGGAACAGUUCUGGCAUUUAGAAUAGAUUCCUUCAUUGUAGAAAAAUCAAUUUUAAGAAUGCAAUUUGAGCUCGAUGGAUUAAAAGUACAACAUUUUAUUCAACCUAAAAAGCCUUUUCAGUGCCUAAAAUCUUCAGAAAUAAAGAACUAUGUGUUAAAUUUCAGAACUGUCAAGUUUGAUUAUGAAGACAAAGAAACAAAGAUUCAACUAUUGAAAAUCAUUCAAAUAAAUUGGUCCACAACUGUCCAUAUGACAAUAUUUCAUAUUAUAGAAGAAAUGAAGAAUUUUAAAACCAAACUUAUAGGAAACACAAUAUCAAAAUCUCAAAGUAAUGAAAAAAUGCUAAAUUUAAGCAUAAAAAUCUAUGGAGAAAUGUUAUUAGAAGCCAAAUUAUCCAAAAUUCAUAGGUUAGUUGUUUCGUCUAAUGAUUUAUCAAUAGCUUUUCUUCACAAUCGUUCAAGUUUUCAAGCUGAAAAUCUCAAUAUUUGUUUUAAUGAUUAUGAUAUAUUUAUUUUUAAGCAAUUAAGUUUAAUAUCUUUUGAUGCAGAAGAACCUAAUGUGAUAUAUCGGGAAAAUUUUGGAAAAUUGGAGCUACAGAAAAAUAAAGCUGAAACAAAGAUUCAACUAUUGAAAAUCAUUCAAAUAAAUUGGUCCACAACUGUCCAUAUGACAAUAUUUCAUAUUAUAGAAGAAAUGAAGAAUUUUAAAACCAAACUUAUAGGAAACACAAUAUCAAAAUCUCAAAGUAAUGAAAAAAUGCUAAAUUUAAGCAUAAAAAUCUAUGGAGAAAUGUUAUUAGAAGCCAAAUUAUCCAAAAUUCAUAGGUUAGUUGUUUCGUCUAAUGAUUUAUCAAUAGCUUUUCUUCACAAUCGUUCAAGUUUUCAAGCUGAAAAUCUCAAUAUUUGUUUUAAUGAUUAUGAUAUAUUUAUUUUUAAGCAAUUAAGUUUAAUAUCUUUUGAUGCAGAAGAACCUAAUGUGAUAUAUCGGGAAAAUUUUGGAAAAUUGGAGCUACAGAAAAAUAAAGCUUGGAAUUUACAUAUUGAUGAAGGAAAAGCAACAUUUCCAUAUCAGUAUAAAUUUGCUGAAGCUUGUAGUGAACAGGCAGUCAGCAUUAUUAAAUGGCUGAAAUUAAUUCAUAAGAGAGAAAAGAAAGCAUUUACCUUAAGUUCACCAUUACCUGCCGAUGUCUCCAUCAAAAUUAAGGCAUUUUCUAUGGAAAUUGAAGAUGAUCCGUUCGAAGUGAAAUUAAGAGAUAAUUUUGAAUUGUUAGAAGAUGAAUAUCACGAGAGCUUAAAGCGACGAAGAAUAUUGGACGAAAAGAUUGAAAAAUUAAUAAAACGGAAAUUACUUCUCCCUGCUGCAAAAUUAGAAGAGUUAUAUGCAACUUUUGCAAAGAAGAAUGCAGAAAUUUACAUAAAACGAUCACAACAACUUUAUCAGCAUACUAAAAAGAGGACCAAUUUGUUGUUGUGGAAGCUGGAUGAAAUUGAUAUCAUGUUUGUUGCUGAUUUAUCAUACCAUGGUAAAGAGAGGGUUUUGACUUCAAUGAGAGAGAUUGAUGACAGUAGUCCAUUUCCAGAAGAAGAAAUUGAAUUUUGUACUCUGUGGUGUAGAAUGAUUCAAGCAAAUAUUUCUUCAAUUACUGUGUCGUUAAGAGAUUUUCCUCAGGCUUUAAUUGAAUUACGCAAAUUACAUAUCUGGGGCAAACUUAUUGGUGCUGAGCAGGAAGGUUCUUACAGAGCAAAAAGAAAAUCUGUUGUGGAAAUAGAUGAGCCUUGGAGUAAUGUUGAUAUUGAAAGGAAUAUGGGAUUUUUGAAAUUUUAUCAUGAUCUGACUUGGGAUAUGGAAUCAUUAGGCAUGGCAUAUGGUGUCUGUUGGGAACCUGUGAUAGCUCAGGUGGUCAUUGCCAUGGAAAACAUCAGCAAGCCAUCUGCUGAUCCAAGUCCAGCACUGCCAUGGUGGGACAAAAUUCGUCUUUUGUACCACGGUCGUAAUACGUUCUUUUUUCAAAAUUUAACGUUUCUGUUGCAUGCAUCGCUGGAUCCGUACAACACAAUGGAACAAAUGGAAAUUGCAUGGUCUGAUGUUAUAAUCGAAUGGACUAAUGCUAAAAUAGUAACAAAAGGAGAUUUGGAUAUAUAUGUACAUACUGCAUCAAAGUAUGAUGAUUGUCGUCUGUUGCACAUGCCCAAGUUAAAGCUUCAAUUCAAACUUGACUGGCAGUGUUUGGGACAUCCGAAUGAACAUUUCUCAGUUAUACCUUGUGCUCAGGACAAAGUGCCUGAAUAUUCCAGUAAUCAGAUUCACGAUUCUUACAGAGCUUUUCGGUCAGAAAAUCUUAACAUGAUCAUCUCUUUAGAAACAAAACCGGUUGCAUUGGAAACGGCUGCUGAUGUACCGACAAUGUUGUUAUAUAGUAGCACGCUAAGGUGGAUUGAAAAUCUGAAGAUAAUUCAUGCUGGAGUAACAAGACUGACGAGAAGGGGAAAAUUGUUUUCUAAUACAAAGCCACGAAAGACUCCUUUGGGAAGACACUAUCGACACAUUCGUCUUUCUCUGAAUUUGCAUAAAUUUCAAGUAUGUUAUUGGAUGUCAUUUGCAAAGCAGAGGGGUUUGGAACUCCUGGGUGGACGUCUUUCAUUGAGUUCAGAACAUGUAUUGUCCCUAAUACCUAUAGAAGACAAUCUAACACACAGACCAGCUGUCAAUUGGAACAUAUCACACCUGACUUGUGAAUUGGGAGAUAGUGAAAUUUGGUUGUAUAAUAUUCUUAAUGAUAAAAAUAAUGAUGAAAAUAAAUCAUUGAUGUUUCCUGUCGAAAGGAGUUAUUUUCUUAGUGUAACAAGAGUUUCUUAUGGAAGAGAAGCACCUAUAAGAGACAUAAAAACAGAAGAGGAUGAUAUUCCCACUCAUAGAUUAGUUGUUCAUGGAUUAAAGGGAGCUUGGACCAAACAUAAUAGGGAUGUCAUAUUUAAUUUGUUUGACAGCUACAUGAAAGCAAAAAUUAUGAAGAGGGAUCUUUCAACAGAAGCAUUGAAAGGAAUUAAAGUAGAUCCACAACCUUAUAACAUGAAACAUCGUACUUACACAACAACAAAUUUGUGUCUUCCAAACUGUCAGCAGCCCACGAGUCCCAUGUCACAUCUUCAGUCAGGACUGGCUGCAAACAUGUUACAGAAAUUAAUUGCUGAAGCUGAAGCUAACACCAUGGUUUACACUGAAGAGAUUGAUUGUCCAAACAGAGAACAACAACUUCAUGGAAUAGCUGCUUGUCAGACAGAUGAUGUUCUCCAUAAAAAUUGGCUAAUUGAAUUAGUUAACAGUCAAGUAAUGUUGAAAGGAAGUGAAACCUCAGGAUAUGUGAUAGUGAGUGCUGCAAAGUCCCAAAUUUUACAGCGUGUUCAUCGUCCAGUGUGGAAGGAUCAUACUUUGGUUUCUAAAACCACGUGGGUUGGAUCUCUAGAAUGUAUGCAGUAUUAUGCCACUGUAGAUGCAGGAGAACCUGGGCCGUCAGUAGACAAUAUCAUGUGGUUGUCUUUAGAUAAUAUUGAAGAAAGAGCGUCUAUGAUCAUAAGUGAUUUACCAGACUUAGUUGGUAGUGGACACAGUGUUGGAGGAGUGGUCAGCAGUAUAGUGGGUGGAACUUCUGAUCCCACAACAGCACCUCUACAAUUACAAAGAAUAGUUUCUCGAUGUGGCUGUCAGUUUUUCUAUGCAAGUUAUGGAGAAAAUAUCGAUUCGGGUAGUGUCGAAGUUCCACCAUUGCCUGAAGAUAAUGAUCUCUGGGUACGAGAGAAUGCAGUAGACUCUUUUACUCUGACACAUCAUGAUUUAGACAUGUGCACAAAUUCUCUUCAAUAUGCCAUGCUGCUUGACCUUGUAAAUAAUUUAUUAUUAUAUGUCGAGCCACGUAAAAAAGAAGCCAGUGAAAAGCUGCAACGAAUGAGGUUUCAGUUGGAAUUACGUUCAAUAGAUGAUCUUAAGGCUCCAAUUUUGCAAUUACAGAAUCAAGUAAGGUUGCAUGUGUUUAAUGUACGUCAGUUAGAAAGAGAAGCUUACAUCAUUCACAGAGCAUUGAAUGAUAAUCCUGACAGAGAAGAUCUUAUACAAGAACUCGAACAGUUAGAGAGAGAGAUUUGGACUUACAGAUAUUCUAAAGUUACAAAAAGUGAUGAUUCCGUAGAACAUUUACUGGAGCUGGGUUAUGUUAAAAUGACUAAUUUAUUACCAAAUUCACACUAUAAGAUUGUCCUUCAACCAACCGAACUUCAACCUAAUAUUCCAUUAGACAGGCAAAGAGCUUUAAGGAUCUUCUGUAGAGAAAGAGCUCCAGUGGGUGGUAUACCAGUUAAAGAACAUUUAGAACUGAAUGUGAUUCCAAUAACAAUUGGAUUGACAUAUGCUUUUGUCACCACCAUGUUAAAAUUCUUCUUUCCUGGUCGUAAUACAGAGGAUCAUCAUGGCGAUGACGAACAGGAAGGAACAUUGACCAGAUCCAAGAAGCGUCCCAUGAGUCAUAAACAGCCCAGCACAUCCGCCAAUAGCAGAGACGACAUAGAAAAAAUGAAGGAACGAGCCGAGAAGAACCACACUUUUCUCUACAUCAAAAUUCCAGAAGUGCCUAUCAAAAUCAGUUACAAAGGCGAAAAAGAGAAGAAUAUCGAAGAUCUUCACGAAUGCGGUCUAGUACUUCCCACUUUGGAGUAUCACGAUUGCACUUGGACUUGGUUGGAUCUGUUGAUGGAAAUGAAGAAUGCCACCAAACGCGUUUUGGUUUCUCAAGCCAUUAAACAGAAAUUGUUGAAACCUUCGCGACCCGGAACCGACGAGACCAGCCAACCUCAAGAGGAAGACAAAGUCAGAUUAUUAUUUGGUCCCAAAGUUAUCGGCAAUACAGAAAAGAGUUCUAAGAAGAGCCUCUUAGCCAAACUACAGAAAUAAUUUCCAAUUCAAAUUUCUAUUUCAAGUGCCUCAGUCGUUAUACCUAAGCUCAUCAAAAGAUGCUUCAAAUUCUUCCGAAAUUUCUAAACAAAAAAAAAAUCGGAAUUACCGAAUUGUAUAGGGCUUCUCGAAUUUAUUUGAGGGUCUUCCUUACUAAAUUUGUCGGUUUCUAUUUGGAUGCAAUGUAGUAUUUGACAUUUUUCCAUGCAGGCGUUCGAUUUUUUAUUUUUUUCUAACCGAAUCCGAAAUAAUGUAAAUAGAUAUAUUUUACGAGAUGCUCGACAAAGAUUUUCUAUACUUAUUUGGUAUUAAAUUUAAAUGUACUGUACAUAUAAUACCUUAGAGAAUUUGGAAAUUCGUUACGGUUUUCGUAAAAUUCUCUUCGCAAUAAUACACGAGAACGUGUUUAAACACUCAGAAGAUUCGAAGUUCUCUAUGCAUCAACGCGCGAGAACGUGUUUAAACAUGCAAAAAAAAAUUACAGUGAUUAUUUUAAAUUUGUCGACCGGUUUCGCACUCGCGUAACUUACUUUUCUUAUUACAAAUUCUUGUACGCGAUUUGUAAUAAUUGUAAAAAGUCGUCGGCCCGCGUUAAUCUUCCAGCAUUUUCUCGCUUCCUUACGAGUUUGCAAUUUUCAAGAAAAUCAAUUUGUCAUCAGGUCUUUUCCGAUAUUUAAAAUGAAAUUUCUCCAAAUAUUUUAGAAUUUUAUAUACGAUUCGCUGCAAAAUUCCGUGCUUUUUGUUUUUUUUAGUCGAUUGGAGAUUUUCGGAAGUUAAUUGUCUUUUUAAUGUAAAUAAGUUUCAAAUAAAUUAAUUAUUUUGUUUUGAAA
This is a messenger RNA of Centruroides sculpturatus (bark scorpion), 6695 nucleotides long. RefSeq names its product protein KIAA0100-like. Lineage: Eukaryota; Metazoa; Arthropoda; Arachnida; Scorpiones; Buthidae. The transcript is spliced from 43 exons. The record is from RefSeq and is a predicted model, not a curated record. Bases 406 to 5865 code for a protein of 1819 amino acids.